GCUUAAUCUUUCUUCUGCAACUUUGCCUUUGUUCUUAUGCUUGGCUUCGACCUUCAGAAUCCGAAUAAGCAAGAAAACCAGACAGAGCUCAUUAUAAAAUUAGGGUUUUGUAUAUACGCAACUUUAUAUCGAUUUAUCGCAUCGCAUUCUCGCACUCAAUCAUACUCUGAAGCCCAUUGCAGAAGUCUAGGGUUCGCGUUGGAUCCCACAUUUUUUUUUUUCAUUCGGGAAUCAUACAACUUCAUGAGAGGCUCAAUGGACUAUUGGGAUGACUGAUGUUCUUGUGCUAGCUAGUUCUAUGGCGAAAGCUUAGCAGAUUUUGGCGAAUUGUUUUUAAAUUUGGAUGUUCGAGAUGUAUCCUCAGGGUAAUUAUUCUUCUCAGUUUGGACAGGGCUCUCAAGCACCUUUCCCUCAAUUUCAACAGCAUCCUGUGCCUCCUCCGCCUCGUCCUUUCCAACAGGGCCCUCCAGCCUCCCAACCUUCUACAAUACAACAAGGUCCCCCAUCCAUUCCACCUCAUAUAGGUCAUUCUACUCUCCCAGUGUACCAGCAUGCUCCACCUCCCCCACUGCCACCCCAACAAGUUCCAGCAAGUGGAAUGCUGAAUGCAAGCCAAUCUUACUUGCCACCACCCCCACUGCCACCCCAACAAAUCCAUGGAAGUAUCUCUAUGGUACAUUCCUAUUCGGUAGUUCCGCAGAACUCCCAAUGGACUCAUAGCAUGCAUCAAGUUUUGCCUCCUGUGCGUCCUCCUCUUGGUCCACCUGCCUCCAUAGUUCCAAGUCAUCCAGGGUUGUUCAGGCCCUCAUUACCUCCUACAGGGUCAUCUACACUACCUUUAAGACCUCCACACGGAGGCCCAAUACGUCCUCCAGAACCAGGUAACGUGCAGGCUAUCCAGCAAAUCUCCGUGCCACCGCCACCUGUCCCACCAACCUCUAGUUUAUUUGCACCUGCUCCAUUUGGAUCUUUUUUACAUUCAGCAAACAAGGAUUCCAAUGUGUCAGCCAGUGUUCCCUUGUCGCCACCACCUCCACCAUCUUCUCCUCCACCCAUACCACCUUCUCCACCACCACCUACCUCUCCCCAUCCUCCUGUCGGAACACUGCCUGCUACAGCUCUACAUACUGCAUCUGAUUUGUCCCAUAAUUCUGAGUCGGUUCCAACUUCCAAUCAGUCUGGCUUUGAAGUAGUAGCUUCUGAUUCUGUUGAUAAAGUUGGGGUUUCCAUCGAAACCAGAGAUGAUGCACCUAUGUUUGCUGAGUGUAAAACUCCUGAACCCAUGACAAGCUGCGAUGUGGGUUCCCCUAUGAAGAAUUUAUCAACUGUCAAAGGUAUAAAAUUGGAUCUACCUCCACCACCCAAGCCAGCAGAAGAGAAAAUUGUGCAAAAAAUCGAGGUUCUGUGCCGCUUUAUUGCAAAGAAUGGCCCUAGUUUCGAAGAUAUGGCUCGUCAAAAAGAGUUUGCGAAUCCAGAAUUCGAAUUUUUAUUUGGUGGUGAGCCAGGGAGCAAAGCUGCAGUUGCACAUUCAUAUUUUGAGUGGAUGAAAAAGAAGUGUAUCUCAGAUCAUGACUUCCAGCACGAGCUUGGUAAUUCAGUAGUAAGGUCUCCAGACAUAGACACUUCAACUCAGACCAAAUUUUUGAAGGAUGCAGUUGUAUCCCAUUCACCUUCAGAUUCUGAUAUGGAUAUGGAAGAUGACAUCACGCAGCCUGAUGUAGAGCAGCAAGUUGGUGCCUCAUUCAAAGGUUUAAACCACGAGAGGGUUUCAAUACCUAAAGGCCUUGAUGGUCAAGAGCAAUUACAUUCACUGCAAAAUGCUGCUGAAUACAAUGUUGGAGAGGUUCCUGGAUCUAGGUCCUCAGGUCUGGCUGGACAAGACAAAGAGUCCAAAAGCUUUCCAAAUGAUUCAGCUUUUGAUGCUGAGUGCCCCUUAAAUAGUUGUGAAGAAACAUCUUCUGCUUCUCCCAUGGAAAAUUUAAGUCAUUCCAAUGCUUCAGCAGGUAUUGGUUCUGAGAGGACUUCUGGUGAACUCAUCAAAGGUACAAGCCCUUUCAGGCUUCUACAAGACUAUGCUUCUGAGGAUAGUUCAGAAAAUGAUGACAAGCCAUCUCUUGAAGAGGCCAACACUUUAAUGGCGUCACCAUCAACUAUAAGAGGUGCUACAAGUAGGUGCGAAGACAUUGGAUUGAAUCUGAGGCGCAUCUCAAGCUGUGAGGUGGCAUUUGGAAUGCCUUUAGAGUCUAAGAGCAUCCAAUCGAAUGCUCCAGAAUUUUCCCCAGGAUCACAGAGUACUGCCCAACGAAGUAAUAUAACAUCUGCUGCUACUGUUAAAACUGAAGAAACUGUUGGAAAUAACAAUGGUAAUCAAGAAUCUAUCAACAAUGCUGCUUCUCUUGAGGAACUAAAUAAUACCUUCAAUGGUGCUCAUGAAGCAGCUCCUGAGAUUGGCAACUCUCAGUCUCAGAAAGGAAAAGGAAAAUUCGAGUCUAUACCUACUCUGACAAAAGUUGACGAGUUUGGGAGAUUAGUCAGAGAAGGUGCCAGUGACAGUGACUCUGAUGAAUUGCACAAUGCAAGAAGGCGUGGUAAGAGAGAGAGGAGUUGGAGCCGAAGCCGAUCUCCACGUGAUCGGAGGAGCCCUCCUUGGAGGAGAAGGGAGAGACGAAGCCGAUCUCGCAGCUGGUCUCCCAGGAAAAGAAGCAGGAGCAGGUCUCCCGUGUAUAGGAAUAGGGAUGAUUCUGGUAGUGACAAAAUGAGACGGGACAAAGAUCAGCUUCCAGAGUGCUUUAACUUUCUUCGAGGCAGGUGCCACCGAGGAGCAUUUUGUCGGUAUAUGCACCACGAAUCCAAUAAGAGUGACAGUGCAAGACGCUACAGGAGCAAACAGCAGUAUGUGGAAGUUCCACCUGCUUCAAGGACUUCUGAUUUCCAUGAAGAGAUUGGGAAAACCCCUCCCAGAAGAUCAGUUAAUGAGCAGGACACAUCCAGAAGCAGCUUUGUUUCUUUGAAAGUUGGCAAAAUGGACAGGGAAAAGUCUUUGCAGAUUGCUGCUCAAUCUAUGAUUUCUGAUCAAGAUGACAAGUUAUUGGUUGCAGAGUUGGCUAAAACUGAGAGAGAUAGUGGGGUAACUGUAGUGAUUCAGGAAGCUCGAGAAAUUAAAGAAAAGAUACUGGAAUCUGCAACUGGCCUUCCUGAUAAUGAGAACUAUCUAAAACAAUUGGAGACUGUUCAAUCUCUUGAUGGGUCUCCCUCUCAUUCAUUAGCUGAUGUUGGUACUGCAAUAUCAAAAGAUGAUGUGUCUCAUGGCACAGGCUCGGUUGAAAAUUUGAUGGUUGUGCAUUCUCAAGCUAAACUGUCUCUUCCGCUGCCUCAGAAUGCUGAUCACCUGCAUAAGAACAUGGAUGACUCUUCUACUGCUGAUUCUUCACAAGUUCAGUCAUCAUCAACCUUCCAACAAAAUCAGCUUUCCUUUAGUGAGCAUCGUGUGAAUAAGGUCUCUUCUAUUCAUUCAUAUCCUGUUUCAAGUCCCACUAGCCAAUCAUUUUUAUCUCAAUCUCUGCCUCCUAAAGAGUUAACUCCCCCUAUUGUUCCUCCUGUGGAUUUUCGAAAUAAUCGCUUGCAGUUUCCACCUCCGCCUCCUCCAUUUUCGCAAGGUGCAUAUACUUUGCAGACUCAGCAUUCUCAUGUAGUGGCGCCAAACUCCUCUUGGUCUUUGCCACCACCACCACCACCACCACUGUUGCCUCCACACCCACCAUCUGUUUACAUUUCAACCAUCAAUGCAACUACUGCAAUGCAGGCCAUGCCUCCACCACUAUUUCAACAGCAUGAGCUGCCUCCAAGAAAUGAAUCAACUUCACAGAUGUUUGUUACUGCCUACCCAGCUCAUCUUCCUACUCAUUCUCAGGUGGGUGAGUUUCAACAACAUAGGAGUCUUCAAAUGCAGGAGCUGGAGCCUCCUCGACCUUCCACAUACAAGGAAGAUUUCCAGCCAAAAGCUCUUGGUAUGAGUAACCAAAUGAGUCAACAACAUACUGGAGGUACUGGUCUUGUCGAAGAAGAUCAUUUCUCUAGAUUCCCAGUACAGGGUUUAAGCCCUCCAAAUUCAUUUGCUCGGGGUAAUAUGCCUCCUCAACCAAUGAAAUCUUUCCAAGGUGAAAAACUGCCCUCAGGUGGACCUUUUACUUCAUUAUCUCAGAAUCAUCCUUACCUGCAGCAGCAAAGGCCACACUUUGAUCUGCACUCCCCUGCUACAGACGGCCUUCCUUCAGACCUACGUGAUUAUGGAAAUAUUGGUUCUGGCAUAUCAAGAUAUACAUCAGAUAUUCUCGAGAAGAAUCAGCUUUAUCGGUCUGAUUUUGAAGGGUCAAGAAUUUCAGGGCACUAUAAUCCUUAUGCAUCCACUUUUGACCACCCACUGGGCUCCAAAUUCAGCUCGAUCUUUUUCAAGCAAGACAAGGACAUUUCCUACAACAAUCUGCAUGAUGUUCCUAGCAGCUUGCUCCAUGUUCCUGUUGAUGGACACGGCAUUGGAAGUGUUGGCCCAAAAUCUAUGCAGGCUGCUGCUUUACCAAAGUCAGCCAGUGACCAGUAUGAUCCAAUUUUUGACAGCAUUGAGCCAGCUUCAAACUCAUUCAAAACAUUUGAUCAUGGUCUGAAGGCCGAACCCCCAAUUCAUGGUCUAAAGGAUGAACUCACCAAUGACCAUAUCAUGUUGGGGCUUAGUGCCUCCCACAAGCCAUUAGAUGUGGAAGAAAACAACAAACAGAAAGGCAUUGGAGUUGUAACUGUAACCACUUCUGUAAAAAGUGAAAAUGAUGAAUACGGUGAGACAGCAGAUGCAGAAGUGGGUGAUGUGGAAAACAUUAGUGCAAACAGUCCAAUUGAAAAUGCAAAUAUAGCCGUGGGGGAGGUUGAGAUUGAUCAGGUUAAAAUGUCUGGGAAGAGCAAGAAUAGUAAGGAUUCAAGAUCAAUGAAACUUUUCAAAAUAGCCCUUGCAGAUUUUGUGAAGGACGUGUUGAAGCCAUCCUGGCGACAGGGUAAUAUGAGCAAGGAGGCAUUUAAGACAAUUGUCAAGAAGACUGUUGAUAAGGUCUCCGGAGCCAUGAAGAGUCAUCAAAUACCCAAGUCUCAGUCUAAGAUAAAUCAAUACAUUGACUCAUCUCAGAGGAAACUGACUAAAUUAGUGAUGGGUUAUGUUCAGAAAUAUGUCAAAGUAUAGAAGAUGGCAUCAAAGUUUGGUUUUUAGCACAUGAUGGAAAACUAAGUGAUUUGAUCUACUAUGGAGGCAAAUGUGCAGUUUGAGAGGAAACGUGAGGAAUGCUCUGGUCUGUAAAGUUGAUAGCUGACAACCUUGUUGUGGCACAUUAGAAGAUGAGCACACAGGUUGAAAUUGAUUUCAUACCUCUCAAAGUUCUGAAGAAGCUCAAAAACUUGGGUGAUGAUAGUUUCAUGGUGGUGGCCAGAUUGAUGUCGUGGUUGGUUCAAGCUGGUGAUGGAUUGGAGUUUGUGGUGGGUUCAUGGUGAAUGCAUGGUGGUUUUCUGAGUUGGAGGUGGUCAUGGGUUCAAAGAGGUGAUCGUGGUUUUAUGGUGAUAUCCAAAGUGAGGUUGUGGCAGUGCUGAUCCAAGCUGCUGCUAUGUCAUUACUUCAUGGAUGGAAUUAAGAAAUGGGUUUGAUGGUGGCUAGGCCGCUGUUUUAUUACUGGAUGAAUGGGGUUGAAUGUUGAGAGAUGGUUGGUUGGGCGUCCGUUUGUGAAAGGGAGGUUGAUGAGUGAAAGUGGGAGGGGAUGGAAGUUCUCUGUAAAUGACACAUACGAAAAGGAACCUCUUCUUGAAUCUCUCUGAACUUUUGCCUAUUUUACUUAAAAAUGUCUUAAGCAUGCGCUUUUUUUUACCUGAAAUCCGAAAAGAGAUUCAACAUAAGAUUUGGGGCUUCAUUUCCUCUCAGAGUCCAAUGAGCACGAAUAUGAAGUUUUA
Messenger RNA from Diospyros lotus (date-plum), 5979 nucleotides. RefSeq lists its product as uncharacterized. The transcript is spliced from 8 exons. The record is from RefSeq and is a predicted model, not a curated record. Gene Ontology annotation, molecular function: RNA binding; metal ion binding. Gene Ontology annotation, biological process: RNA processing. The coding region runs from base 344 to 5224 and encodes 1626 amino acids. NCBI's taxonomy places the organism in Eukaryota, Viridiplantae, Streptophyta, Magnoliopsida, Ericales, Ebenaceae.